GCAUGCCUUCUCUGCGUGGGCCUAUCGCCAUUGUGGCGCCGGCUCUGCUGGUGGAAACGGUCCACGCAGUACCAACCACACAUUUUGACCAAUUCUUCCCGUUUUGGAAUGAGAUGCUUCAAGAAAUCAUCCAUAAGAAUUGCUCAACAGAAUACACCGAAUACAAGGCAGGCAACAGACCGGAAGGCGCGACUCUGUCAUCGCUCAUCAGCCCAGUCAUCAGCUGCAUCUUCGAGACCCUACCCGAACACAGGAAGGCCGAGUUGGGCGCCAGCGCCGUCAUCCUGGGCCUGUUGCCAACAAUCCUGCAAAGUUUGGGCAGCACACCGCCUGAAACGGCGCUGCUCUCCGUGCGACGCCCCCUGCUCGCCACGCUGCUGGCUCUUGGAAGUCCAUCUGUUACGGCGAUGAAAACCAGUAACCUCAUGGAUAGCUUCAAGGAUUUGGUGGAAAAGGGUGACACCAGACCCACGACCAUUUCGGCUUUUCGCUGGAAUUAUGUAACAAAAAGGUGGAGGGUGGCUCUAAGUGCUGCAGAGUAUGUGGCCGCCAUCGUCUCAGCCGCCAACGUCGUUUAUCUCGCUUAUCAACUGGGUUCUCACGCGAUCGUCAUUUUCGCCCCAGAGACCAUUUUCAUGCUGCCGCUAUGGACUUUUAUUUGCAUCAUCAUCCAUUUCGGAGGCGUGUUGAUUUUGCACCUCAAGCUGCACGUCGACCACAAAGAAUCGCGCAACUCAAUUCGGCAACUAAUCCAUUCUGAACAGCACGACAGCCAUCGUUAUCCUCUGCUCCAGAAUGAAGAGCCCAAAUCCGGUGUUUUGUGCAGGAUCUCUACAACUUUCCGAGACGAUGUAAUCCCUGCUGCUUUUCAAAGACGCAAAAGGCUGCGGUGGCGCAAAGAGACCAUCCUCGUCAACUUCCUGAUCUGGGUACUCAGCAUGGGCACCCUGGCGAACCUCGUCUUUGGCAGCGUGAUUUUUUCCAGCCUACUUUUCUUCAGUGUCCGGGACGUUUUGCUCAUCGUGGGACGAUAUUUCAUAAGCGCACUAUUUUGUCGUGGCAUAGUGAGGCUUGAGUUGGCAGGCUUUAAGGAGUGUACCUUCUUUGAACAGGACGAGAGAUCCGAAGACCAGCAGACACAUGUGGAUAGCACUGAGCCAAUACCGCUCAAAGAUGUGUACCAGCAUCCCCAAAGGGAGGCUAGGCUUUGACAAGCCAAUACUUACGACGUACGGGGGACAUAAAAAAGAAUUACCGGUAAGUCUGAUGUCUGUUCGGCCGAAAAUUAACAUGCAUACUAUUUGUUAUAAGCUCAAAAUGUAUAUACAAAGCGCAC
Messenger RNA from Pyricularia oryzae 70-15, 1336 nucleotides. RefSeq lists its product as uncharacterized. The transcript has 2 exons. The annotation marks the transcript as partial. The record is from RefSeq and is a predicted model, not a curated record. NCBI's taxonomy places the organism in Eukaryota, Fungi, Ascomycota, Sordariomycetes, Magnaporthales, Pyriculariaceae.